This is a messenger RNA of Pelobates cultripes (western spadefoot toad), 197 nucleotides long. Lineage: Eukaryota; Metazoa; Chordata; Amphibia; Anura; Pelobatidae. The record is from the annotation of a GenBank genome assembly.
AUGGGCACAGUGGCACAUGAGAAUUCCUCAAAUAGAAUUCCUAUACCAAUAUUUGAACAAGGACCUGAAUCAACCAAUUCUUAUUUCAGACAAAGUCAAGAAGGAGCUGUUAUGGUGGCUGACCGAUCAAAACAUCAAUUGAGGAUUUCCUCUGGGAACAAUCCUUUGGAUGACAUUAACAGACGCCUGUCAGUCAG